UAUCUAUAUCUAUCUGGAUUAUCAUUUUCUUACUAGGGUUUUCUCUUCAGAUGCUGUGAUGUGAUGAUUUCCAACGCCAUGGAAAGACAUUAUUAACUUUAGUAUGUAUGAUGUAUAUAGAUGAUAUCAUGAUGAUGGGCAAGUUUGAUCAACAUGCUUCUUCUUUCCUACUUGAAGAUUGGAUGUCGAAUCCUAUGAUAUUCUCAUCUUCUGACAUUUUAGAUGAAGAAGAUAUCAGUUGUUCUACCUAUGUACCAGAGAUUCCUCUAGACAAUGAUAUUAUUGAUAAAAUCCAAAAACACUAUUUGAGUCCUGAAGAGAAUUCCACGUCAGAGUGCUUUGAAUUAGGAGGAGGAGGAGGAGAGGAAGAUUGGGGUUUGGAUUUGGAUUUGGAUUUGCCCAAGACAGAAGCUUUAGAAGGAAGGAUUCGAGAAAGGGUUGAAGCCAGAAAUGGAUUUGAUUUAAGAUUGAAUCUAGAAAAUAUCAAACUGUCUGAUAGUUCUGAUUCUGUAAUCUAUGAUGCUGCAUCUACCUCUCAUUAUUUCAAAACUCCUUCUAUUAGUCCAAGGGCGUUUCUAGACUCCCCAACUUUCCUCUCCAAUCCAUUGGUUCUUCAGCCUUCUCCAACUACAGGAAAGUUCCCAUUUUCAUUAGGCAAAAACUCCACAUUUGCUGCUGGAGAACAUGAUUCCGUCAGUUUCUUUGAUGAUUUCGGUUCUUCAUCAUUCGAAUCCAAACCAAUCGAUGAUUCUGGUCCCUCCUUCAUUCCUGCCUCCACAAGCAGACUUCUAAUGGGUGAAUAUGAUACCACUAUCAUUCCCUUAACAAUAACAGCGAAUGAAGAUAAGAUUUCACUUGAUCAUAAUCAGCAGCAGCAACAGCAGCAGCAACAACAACUGCAAGAUGAGGAGCAAAAGAGUACUACAGAUUUGAUGAUGUUGCAAGAUGAGGAGCAAAAUACGAGUGGAGAUCAUGUGGGGAUGAUGAUGCAUGGUGCUUCUUCUAGCGGAGAAGACUUUUACAACUGGAGAAAAUAUGGACAGAAACAUGUGAAAUGUAGCGACUAUCCAAGGAGUUAUUACAAAUGUACACAUCCUAAUUGCCCUGUCAGGAAGAAAGUUGAAAGGUCCCAUGAAGGCCUCGUUACUGAGAUCAUAUAUGAAAAAACCCACAAUCACCCUGAACCAAUUAAUCCCAACCGCAACAGGUUAACAACAAACAUUAAUAUUGGAUCCUCCAGCCACCCAACAACCGACCCACACCAUCAAAAUGGAACUGGCGAUUCAGAAAAUUCUUUGCAGUCAUCAGUUGAUCAUGGUUUGCCUCCUAAUCUCUCCAAUACCGACCAUGAAGAAGUUAACCAGCAAGUUGUUGGCCAAGAAGAUGAACACGAGUCAAAGAGGAGGAAAAUGGAAGCUUCUUACACAAAUGAGCAUAUGAGCGGUGCUACUAGAGCUAUUAGGGAGCCGAGAGUGGUGAUUCAGGCCACAAGUGUCGCUGAUAUCCUUGAUGAUGGCUACCGUUGGCGCAAGUAUGGCCAGAAAGUUGUCAAGGGAAAUCCAAACCCCAGGAGUUACUAUAAAUGCACGAGCGCUGGUUGUCCAGUGAGGAAACAUGUGGAAAGGGCAUCAGACAAUCUUCGAUCAAUCCUCACAACAUAUGAGGCAAAACACAUUCAUCAUGUUCCAGCUGCUAGAAACAACAACAACAACAAUAAUAACAAUAACAACAGCAACAGCAGCAGCAUCAACAACCAUAUUAAUAAUCUUACAAACCAACCUGUGGGGUUUUCGACUGCAUGUCCUGUUCAACCUCAUAAUCAAUUUCUUCAGAGGGUAGAUCACCAAUAUCAUCAGAUUCAAAAUGAAAUGUUGAGGUUCAAUAGUAGACCAGUAUCCCAUCUGGGCGGCACAUAUGGUAUGAACGGGAGGCAGCUGAUGGCGGCAGGGCAUCCUAAUGGGGGGUUUAAUUAUGGUAUGAACCAGUUUUCAAACAACUAUAUGGGUAUGGCCGGACUAGGGUCAUCUUCUAACCAACCUGGAAACAUGGCAUCAGUUUUGGCAAUGCCUAACUAUUUGGGACAACACAACCAAAUGGGGGGUCUCAUCAUGCCAAAAGGAGAACCCACAUCAGAAUCUCCCAUCAACAACAGUAUCGUCAACAAUAACCAUAAUGGACCAUCAUCAUCAUCAUCAUCUGUUUAUCAUCAAAUCAUGACUAGGCUAUAAUUAACCGGUUGGACCACAAGUUUAAAUAUUCCUUAAACUAAUUUCCUCUUUGCCGGCUUAAGGGAGUACGGCAGAAGCAAGAUCAAAGAUCAAAUUUACUUUCAUUUACUAUUUUCUCAGGGUAGUUCAAGUUUCUUAGAGCUGAACUUGUAGUAGGCACACAAAAAAUAAUAAAUUAACUAUUUCAUUCAAGUUUCACAA
This is a messenger RNA of Impatiens glandulifera, 2429 nucleotides long. RefSeq names its product probable WRKY transcription factor 33. Gene Ontology annotation, biological process: regulation of DNA-templated transcription. Gene Ontology annotation, molecular function: DNA-binding transcription factor activity; sequence-specific DNA binding. The coding region runs from base 108 to 2228 and encodes 706 amino acids. The transcript has 6 exons. NCBI's taxonomy places the organism in Eukaryota, Viridiplantae, Streptophyta, Magnoliopsida, Ericales, Balsaminaceae. The record is from RefSeq and is a predicted model, not a curated record.